AUGGCAGCCAGGAAAGCGCACAGCAAGACAAGUAUGAAGAACAUGGAGCGUGAGCUCUUGUGCCCAGUGUGCAAGGACAUGUACAAACAACCGGUCAUCUUGCCCUGCAAGCACAAUGUGUGUCGGGUGUGUGCCACCGAGAUUCUUCUUCAGAGGGGCUACGUCUGUGAUCCCAACUCUGAGCCAAACUCACCAGCCUCUUCCCCCUCCACUCGCAGCCCCCGCAUGGGAAGAAGGGUGGUCCCGAAACAAGAGCGCCUAAUCAAAUCAGGUUUUGGAACAUACCCAGGCAGAAAACGUGGCCCUGCCCACACACAAUCAGUGUUAUUCCCAUGUCCCACCUGUCAGCAUGAUGUGGACCUUGGGGAACGAGGUCUUGCUAAUUUAUUCCGAAACCUGACCCUUGAAAGAGUUGUGGAACGAUAUCGACAGACUGUGAACAUCAGCACAGCCAUUAUGUGUCAGUUUUGCAAAUCACCCCAGCAAGAGGCAACCAAGGGCUGCACAGAAUGCCGGGCCAGCUUCUGUAAUGAGUGUUUCAAACUCUACCAUCCGUGGGGCACACAGAAAGCUCAGCAUGAACCAACACCACCUACACUCAGCUUUAAACCCAAAGGCCUGUCGUGUCCAGAUCACAGGGAGGAGGUGCUCUUGUACUGUAAAACUUGUCAGCGGCUGGUGUGUCAGAUCUGUAGAGUUCGUCGGACACACAGUGGCCACAAGAUAACCCCAAUCAUCAGUGCAUACCAGGCACUUAGGGAAAAGCUGGGUAAGAGUAUUGCAUACAUCUUGGGGAGCCAACAUCUUGUGCAGAGUCAGAUCAAUGAGCUGGAGGAGUGUAUGAGGCAGACUGAGGUCACUGGCACAAAGGCUCAGGAGGAAGUACAGCAACUCUUGGGGGCUCUGCGUGCCAUGCUGGAGGAUAAGCAGGCAGCACUGACCAGAGACGUAGUUGAGCGCCAGCGUGAGAAGCUUAACACCCUAGAGACGCAGGUGGGAGAGCGCCAAGCUCUCCUUGAGAGUUCUGGACUUGUAUGCUAUGCUCACGAGGUCAUGAAAGAAACUGACCAGCCUUGCUUUGUUCUGGCUGCAAAACAGCUGCAUGAGCGAAUCAUGAGGUCAAUAGAGGGCGUGCAGAGCUUCCGGUCAUCGGCCUGUGUCCCCCUCCCACCCUUUAAGCUGGACGUUAGCCGUGAGAUGAAGAUGCUGACUGAACUUUACUUCGUCAGAGUUCCUGAUGCUCCUGUUAUUGACACACAACGCACCUACGCAUAUGAUCAAAUAUUCCUUUGCUGGCGGCUACCCCAGGACUCGGCUCCUGCCUGGCAUUACACUGUAGAGUACCGCAAGACUGAUCCAAAGCACAAGGCUCUGAAAAUGUGGCAGAGACGGGAGGAAAUCUGGGGUCUAAGUACAAUUCUGGAAGGUCCUGAUAUUGAUAGUGUUUAUGUUUUAAGAGUGAGAGGCUACAACAAAGCUGGAUAUGGGGACUACAGUGAAGAUAUCUACUUACACACACCACCAGCACAGGUAUUAAACUUCUUCUUGGACAGCAGCUGUGGUUUUCCUCGUGACCGGCUGGUGGUUAGUAAGGACAGGAGAGCAGUGCGCAGUGUGCCUGGGGUUCCUAUGUUGUUCGCAGCUGAGAGACUGAUGUCCAGUUGUCAUGUGUCCAUGGAGCUUGUACUGGGAGAUGUGGCCAUCACACAAGGGCGUUAUUACUGGGAGUGCUCUGUGGACCCUAGUUCAUAUGUGGUCAAAGUGGGUGUUGGGCAGGAGAACAAACUGCAGGAAUUGUUCCAGAUGCCCCAGGAUGUGGUCAGCCCAAGGUACGAUCCUGACAGUGGACAUGAUUCCGGAGCAGAGGACGCCACACAAGAUGUGUCACCUUCAUUCUCCUUUCUUACGAUUGGCAUGGGUAAAAUCUUACAACCUCAUGGCUCCCCGCCUACCUCUCGUGACCCCACAGGCUGCACCAUUCCCCUACCCCCAAGACUUGGAGUCUGUUUGGACUAUGAGAAGGGCCGUGUAUGCUUCUACGAUGCUGUGUCCCACAGGAGCUUAUGUGAAGGCAGUGUGGAUUGCUCAGGGCCUGUUUGUCCAGCCUUCUGCUUCAUUGGUGGGGGAGCCUUGCAGUUGCAGGAGCUGAUAUGCAUCAGGCAUGAGCGUAAGGUGACUAUUGGGGGCCUCAGCAAGGCAGAGUGACCUUUCCUCCGUUACAGAACAGUAGGGAGACUCUAAACUUCUAAAUGCCCUAUCCUGUGGGGGGCGCACUCUGCUCUACAUGUGCACAAUCACAGUGAAGAGAAGAUGGGGUCCGAGGCUCAGAUCUGAAUAGGAUAGGGUUAAGAAGCCACGUUGCUGCGCAUGGCAUGUCACUCUAUGGUUUGGA
Messenger RNA from Bombina bombina (fire-bellied toad), 2392 nucleotides. RefSeq names its product tripartite motif containing 46 (gene TRIM46). The transcript has 10 exons. Gene Ontology annotation, molecular function: zinc ion binding; protein binding. The coding region runs from base 1 to 2205 and encodes 734 amino acids. NCBI's taxonomy places the organism in Eukaryota, Metazoa, Chordata, Amphibia, Anura, Bombinatoridae. The record is from RefSeq and is a predicted model, not a curated record.